Molecule: messenger RNA, 3834 nt
Organism: Sorghum bicolor (sorghum)
Lineage: Eukaryota; Viridiplantae; Streptophyta; Magnoliopsida; Poales; Poaceae
Exons: 4
Coding region: 342-2999 (885 amino acids)
Source: RefSeq, a predicted model, not a curated record
ACUCCGGCCGCUGCUCUGUCCUCUCCUUCCUCUUAUCUGUGUCGUCGGCCCCCUUCUCCACUCGCAACCAAACCCUCGCACACAGCCGCAGCACCAAAUCUCGUCGCCGCCUCCGGGACCCCAAGCGCGCCGCCGCCACCGCCGCCGCUGGCGGGGACCACGAAAGGACGCGCCGACUCCGGAUCUGCGACUCGCCGGCCUCCGAACGCACGCCACUGAACGGACGCGGGGCUUGGCUGCUCGAUCGCACCGCCCAGAAAAAGGGAGAGGCAGAGCCCCGCCGGAUUUAACCAGACACACCGAACGCGCAGCUCCUCCGGGCCAGGGGCCGGAGAGAAUCCAUGCAGCCGAGGUCCCGCAUUCGGGGCCGUGACCCGCCGCCGCCGCCGGGAGGACGCUACCGUCGCCGAUCCCCGGCCCCGCCGUCACCGCGCCACCAGCGCCGCCCGCGUGACCCGCCCCCUCCCCAGCCGAAGAGGCGCAGCUCCGAGCUGCCGCCGCCGCGGCGAUACGAGGAGAAUCCGAAUCCCCUCCCCAACGGCUUCGCGGCCGCCGCCGCCGCUGCAGCCGAGAGGCGUUCGCGCGGCGACAUCCUGCUCGAGGCCGGCCGCCUGGCCGCUCACUACUUGGUCGCCAAAGGACUCCUCCCCGAGCACGUUCUCCUGGCAAGGGAGGACCCAAAUCACAAUACCAGUUACCGCCCGGAGCCCCCCGUUCCCGUUCCCGCUCCCGCUCCUGCUCCGGCUCCGCCUCCGCCUCCCUCCAGCUUCGGGAGGAAGAGAGACGAGGACGACGGCUCGAGGUGGCGGCGGAGUGGAAGUGGAGCCGGGGACCUGGGCCGUGUCUCAAAGUGGGACGACGACAGGGAAGCCAAGAGGUCGGGGUGGGACCGGAGGAGCCACAGCUUUGACGGGAGGCGCAAGUACAACGAUGCCGUUGGCGGUGAUGCUGACCGGGGCGGCCGCCGGCCACGUGAUUACAAUGAGCCGAAGAGACCACCAAUGUCAAGGUCCUAUUCGCAUAACGAUCGCCGGGCUUUGGCUGAUGGCAGAGUAGAUCGAAGGAGGAGAAGCAGAAGCAGAAGCAGGAGCAGGAGCAGGACAAGGAGCUACUACAGUGGCAACAGGAGAGAUCCAGAUUUGCGGGCAGGCACUCGCGAUUUGGAUCGCUCCAAGGUGCCAGACUCUGGUGUUGUUCCUGCUGCUCGUGGCGAUGGAGGCGUGCACAAUGCGGAUGUCGAUGAAAUACCAAGACAGCUGAAGGUUCCUAGUUCAGUGGUGGUCAUGGAGAUGAAUGACGGUGCUGUUGAAGCUGUGGCUAUUGAAGAUAAGCAGGUGGAGUCAGAGACUGCUGGACUGGAUCAUGCUCAAGACAUGUCUGAAGGUGAGGAUGGUGAGUUUGCAGAAGAGAUUUCUGAAGACGAAGAUGGUGAGUUUGCAGCCUCUGACUUGAAUGAUGAAGAUGGUGAUGAAAUGGAUGACACCCAGAGCAAACCGUCUGAUGUGCAUGUUCAUAUAUCUGAAUCUAUUGACGAACCUGUCCAUAGACAGUCCCAGCUCAGCAAUACUGAGGGAAUGGAAACUGGCAUUGCACACAUGGAUGCAUGUAUGUUAGAGCCAUUGGCAGAGAACAAUGUUUGCUCUGAAACAAGGUAUGAAAUGGAAGCUCCACAAGCUGGAGCUGAAACUGCUGUUGGUGAUCUUUAUAGAGAUGAACAAGAGCAACCAUUGACAGAGGAUAAUGGUUGCUCUGAAGUAAAGUAUGAGAUGGAGGCUCCACAGAGUGAAUUGGAAACUGGUGUUGGUAAUCUUGUUAGAGAUGAACAAGAGCAACUAUUGGCAGAGAAUAAUAAUUGCUCUGAAGUAAGGUAUGACAUGAAGGCUCCGCAAGGUGAGGUCAAAACUGGUGUUGGUGGUCUUGGAGAUGACCAAGCGCAACAAUUGAUGGUGACCGAUGGUUAUUCUGAAUUAAGAUAUGAAACAGAGACUCCACAAACGGAAGUUGAAACUGUUGUCGGUGAUCUCAGUAGGGAUGAGCAUGAGCUGCCAGCCUGGUACAAAAUUUUCGAUCUGAAUGUUAUUGAAACUCCAGUGGGCUGUGAGGUUUCCGAGAUCUCUUGCGGUCAUCCAGCAGACGAUCUUUGUGAUUCUGUGCCUGAUUUAGUUGGUCAGGCGAACCAACAAGCAAACGAUGAUACUUCAAAAAUUCAAGGUCAAGAUGAUCAUGCAGGGACCAAUCAAAUGUUGGAGGAUGAGUCUGAUUUGAGUAACUAUGAUUUGAACAACGAAGUUGAUGAACAUGCACAGGAUGAUACUUCAGAAAAUCAAGUUCAAGACAAGAAUGCAGAGGAUAAUCACCUACUGGAGGAUGGGCAUGAUUUGACGAAGUAUGAUGUGAACAAUGAGGCUGGUGAGCAUGCAGAUGAUAAUCACCUGGUGAACAGUGCAGAGAUACUUCUAAGUCAUAGUAUGGUUGCGCAUACUUCAGAUAAUUGCCAUAUGAACAGUGAGAAAAUGCUUCUAAAGCAAAAUGUGGAUGAGCAACAGAUGGAGAACGAGCAGAUGCUUAUAGAUCAAGUCAAUACUGUUCAAGUUCUGGAUAGUCACCAUGUGAAGGAUGAACAGUUGCUGCUAGGUCAUGGUGCAGAUGAUCAUCACCAAAUGGAGCCAAAUCCGAUGGCUUUUCCUUUGGGUUCUCAUGAUUUGGAUGACUACUAUCUGAGCAGCAAGCAAAUACUUCUGAAUAAUGAUGCAGACCAACAUGCAGGAGAUAUACACCAUUUGAAGGAUGGGCAAAUUAUUUUAGAUGAGGCUGCAGAUGGACAAGCUAGAGUUCACAAUAUGGGCAAUGGGCGAACAAUCCCUGUAAUUGAUCUGGAAGAUGAUUAUGCACAGCAGUCUGCCAGCAGAAAUACAGGAGAAUAUCUAGAAUCCAUAAGUGAUACUUCACAUAAAUACACGGAUAAUGUUCUACAAGAACAUAUGUGUUCUCAAGACUAGCAAGCCUCAAGUUUUCCUGACAAUCUUCAGACUAACACACAAGCAGCUUCUUCUUCAACUGUCACACCAGAUUUUCGAAAUUGGUGUACUGGAAAGGAUGCUGUGAAUGCACAGGUGAUUCCCAUUUCCCAGUGAUGAUGAUGUGCUGUAUGACCCUUUCAAAAAAUGAUGUUCUGUAUAUUGGAUUCAGUAAUAUGCCAUUAGAUGUUAUGAAUGUCUAGGACCUGCCAUCCUCUGAGCUUGGGAAAUCCUUAUGAGCCCUGGGACCCUUGCAGUUUGUGCGUGCAUUCAGACCCUACACCAGACUAUGGGAAGACUGCACCAGACCGGUUGCUGAAGUUAGUUAGUCGACUGGUCAUUGUUCUGUAUGUUGUGCAGUAGUAAUUUCUUUUAGAAUCGUAUUGUUUUUUUUUUCCUAGGGCUCCUCUUUAACAAGUUUGGUUGAGUGAUAACUUCUGACCCCCGAGAUGUAGUUGCGAUGUCAGUAUGUCUAGAUCGUUUUUUCACUUGAAAUGAUUUGGCCGUUUUGUGCUGCGCCUGCUCUUGCUCUCCUGCUUUUCAAUGGUACUGUGAAGCACAUAGAAAAUAUGCUUCUCGUGCAGCUCGUCACGCAGAGGCUGUUGCUUGCACGGGAGUAGCAAUAACCACUUCAUUCGAUUCUAACCUAACUGAAGCAUGCAGUACACAUCUGCCGUUGCCGAGAUAGGUGGAUUUUUAUCCUGGAUCUGGCGUUGCAGCUGACAUCACAGGGAAAUCGUCUGUGGCGUGAUAGACUGAGGUCUGGUUUAGAUCCAAAACGUUUUUGGAUUUUAAUAUUGCAGCACUUUUGUUUGUA